AUGGAUGCGUCGCGGGACUUCUUCGGGAAGCUGCGCGCCUUGGCGCUCACGCUGGAGAAGGAAGCGAGGCAGCUGGAGCAGGCCCUGAACAGAGAGGACACAGACUAUGAAGAAGAGUCUCCAAUACGAGUCCUACAUGACCUGCAUUGUGACCUGCAGGCUCUCAAGAGAGAUGUUAACGCCAGGUUGGAAAAGAGCUGCUCUGAGAGGCAAGAAAUUCAUGACUUUAUGAAGGCAAGUAAAAUAUUAAUGCAAAGAAAUGCAGCAGAUCUUGGGAAAAUAAGAGAGCUGUUCCAGAAAUAUGGCUGUAAGCCACCUGUCUUCACAGAUGAGGAAGAGGAAAAUAACUGUCAAUCAAAGGUGCCUGUCCAGAAUAAAUCUGAUCAAGAGAAAAUAGAUGAUGAUCCUCAUCUUCCUGCUUGCAUGGAGAAGCCACCAGUUCCCAAAGACCCUCUGAGCAACCCCCAACUUUCUGAUUUUGGGCUUUCACAAUAUGCCUUCUCCAGGACUUGGAGUACAAUGAAUGAACAACACGCAACAGAUAUACAUCAAGAAUAUCCAAAAACCAGGACUCCGUUAAAAACACAGACCCCGUCUAUGUUGCCCAAAACACCUAAGUGUAUGCUAAGGAUGGAUGACUAUGAGUGUGUAACACCAAAACUUGAACACUUUGGCAUUAGUGAGCAUACUAUGUGUAUGAAUGAAGACUAUACAAUGGCACUCAUCCAUAAAACUACUGAGACAAGCAAAAACUUGCCUAAGGAAGAUCCUCAUGAAGGAAGUUUAGCAGAAAUGUCACCCAAGAAAAUCAUGGUUACUCCUGGACCAAAAACAAACAAGAUGGAUGGGAAUGCAGCUGAUUAUAUGGCUUCCCCUGCGAUACCUGUGUUCUGCACACUGGGUGUGAAAAUCCCUUCCAGAUCUGAUGGCUGGGCAUUGCCAAAAACAGCAGAGACAAAUGAAAUAAGUCUUCCUAGUCAUACAGGAACACCAGUACUUCCAGAUUUUGAAACAAGAUGGCUAAAAGUAGAAGCUAAGGUAGGGGAAAAGCCUGAACUGGUGGCAGAAAAUGAUGCAACAAGUAAGCUAUACAUAGAAGAAGCCAUUCCGUCUGCUGUAAGCUCUGACGAAUAUCUUAAACAUUUUGAAGACCCUUCUCCUCCCAAAAUAAAGGAUUACGAACAUUUAAUUAAUACUCCUCCAGUGCCAGAAAUAACAAGAAUACCAGAUGAUGUUCUACAGCUUCUAUCAAAGUAUAAUCAAAAAGCAGGCUCUCCUAAAGCCAAGAAGAUGGAGACCAAAGCAGGAAACACUACAAGAUAUGAAAGUGAUUUCACAAAUUAUUGCAACAAAGAGAACAG
This is a messenger RNA of Tinamus guttatus (white-throated tinamou), 1361 nucleotides long. The record is from RefSeq and is a predicted model, not a curated record. NCBI's taxonomy places the organism in Eukaryota, Metazoa, Chordata, Aves, Tinamiformes, Tinamidae.